AUGGUCAACGUUCCCAAGACCAGGAGGACCUACUGCAAGGGCAAGCCCUGCAAGAAGCACACCCAGCACAAGAUCACCCAGUACAAGACGGGCAAGGCUUCGCUCUACGCCCAGGGCAAGCGCCGUUACGACCGGAAGCAGAGCGGUUACGGUGGUCAGACCAAGCCCGUCUUCCACAAGAAGGCCAAGACGACCAAGAAGGUCGUCCUCCGCCUCGAGUGCGUUGCCUGCAAGUACCGAUCCCACAUGGCCCUGAAGCGCUGCAAGCACUUCGAGCUCGGCGGUGACAAGAAGCAGAAGAACGCUGCCCUCGUCUUCUAA
Messenger RNA from Pseudozyma flocculosa PF-1, 321 nucleotides. RefSeq lists its product as uncharacterized. Gene Ontology annotation, biological process: translation. The transcript is spliced from 3 exons. Gene Ontology annotation, cellular component: cytosolic large ribosomal subunit; ribosome. The coding region runs from base 1 to 321 and encodes 106 amino acids. Gene Ontology annotation, molecular function: structural constituent of ribosome. The record is from RefSeq and is a predicted model, not a curated record. Lineage: Eukaryota; Fungi; Basidiomycota; Ustilaginomycetes; Ustilaginales; Ustilaginaceae.